Messenger RNA from Pecten maximus, 6602 nucleotides. RefSeq lists its product as uncharacterized. The coding region runs from base 207 to 4007 and encodes 1266 amino acids. Lineage: Eukaryota; Metazoa; Mollusca; Bivalvia; Pectinida; Pectinidae. The transcript has 18 exons. The record is from RefSeq and is a predicted model, not a curated record.
GAAAAUGAGAGUGAAAAAAUGUAAACAACAUGGUUGACAACGUUGCUGCAAUGACCGGAUAAUACAGUACACCUAAGAGUGCACAGGUGCUUUGGUACCUUGUCCGUCAUAUCCAUGUCUCGUCUUAUUUUAAACUUGUUGGCACACUUUCAGUUUUGAAUUACGUCCAUUGUCAUAAUCCUAUGUUCUAAGUAGACAGAUUAGACAUGGCUGAUUUGAAAGGGCAGGGUUCGCCCGGUCACUCGGAAAACUUUCACCGUGUCCAAAAUAAUGGUAGUGAACCUUGUGGUCAGGACCCUACGAUACCGUCCGACAAUAACGAGUACUCGUACAUGUUAUUUGAACACGACCCAGAUUUGAUUGUAGAGAUCGACAUCCCCCUAGAUGAUGGACCCGUCGUAAAUGGUCACUCGAGGGAGCCUACCAGCAUCAGAUCCAAUAAAUCGGUCGGGUUUUCUGGCAGAAAGACUUCCUCCAAGAUCAAACAACAUUCAUCAGUGAAAACUAGGGGACGUCCUAUUAAAUCUCACGAGAUGGAACCAUUCCUUAGUGUAGACAAUCUACCACCAGAGAAGCAGACGUCUCGGACAUGUACAGCGAAUUCUGGGAGUUCAAAGUCUCAUCGCAAGAUCAAAUCCUCUCCUGGUCCAGAAAAUCGUUCCUCAUUGUCUGGCCGUUCACCUUAUGGGUCUCCUGCCUUCUUCCUUAGACCCAGUGGGGAGAUAGGUAAACAUGCGCGGGUACCUGACAGGAAGGGAGUUAAGUUAAGGAAUGGUAGAUUGACACCUGGUUCUUCUGUUUUCAUCACUCCCGAGGAUUCAUUGAAAAAAGUCAACCACUGUAUCAAGAACCCAUUCAAACAUUCAAUUAACUACACCACAGACGACUUAAAUAUUGAGAAAGGAAAAUCACCUGACCAUUGUAAAACACCAUCUGGCGAGAUGAAACAGAGGACCACAUUCGCUACCUUCCAUAUGGGGAAGGUCCUCGCCAAGAGCAAUACGGAAAGUCCAAACAAGAAACAGGGAAAGCUAUUGAAGGGAAAUACUUGUAGGCCUUCUUCUGAACAUUCCCGCAGAUUGCAGCCUUUGAAGCCAGUGGCCCUAGGCGGUGGUCCCACCAUCAAACAGUGUCGUGGCAUCGUAGCAGAAACAAAAAGCUAUGGUGCACCACCUAAUCGCACGCUUGCCCGCCGUAGGGAGAUUGUCCAGCAGGUACCGAACAUUCAUGAGUAUCUGUAUGAGCGCCCACAUACCGUGGAGAGUAUCCAUCGCACUUCAGAGGCAUCCAGUGUGGAUGAAAACCGAGACAACAAUGUCAAGGUGGAUUUUUCUGAGCUUGACCUGGCGGAUAGACUUGACAGAUCAACUCCUACCCCCACGGACAGAGAUGUACCGGUGGUGCCCCCUGCCAGUGCUGCCUCAAUGGAACGCCGCAAACAAGGCAAUGUAUCCCCGGAUCCACGAGUAUUCGCCACAGAGAUCAGUACUGGAAGAACAGUUCCUGAAAUCACAGAGGAAAUACAAGUUGAAGAACUACACAACAAAUUAAAUCUACAAAACAGUUCCAGCAAUGCCAAAACUGGAGAUAGUCCACAGUCAAAAAACGCUGAUUCAGACACUGGACUUGUCAAUGAACAAAGUCCAGUCCUUUCCAGACCACAGACAGCCGUUAGUGGACAAAGUCAUUCUCAGUCUGCCGACAGCAGUUCUCGACCACAUACAGCUGGUCAGCUCCAGUCUCGACCACAGACAGCAAGCAAGUCUGUUCGUUUUGCCGAGGAUCCUACCAACCCAACCAAUAAAAGGAAGGAAAAAUCUGGAAAGGAAACCUGUAAACCUACUGAUCUUGGUAAUGGUGUCAAGAGGGAUGAGGACCCAGAUCACAAAGAUGGGCCUAGUGGUCAGAGACCGGGUCAGGGUGAAAUCAGAUUAAUUUCUGCAGGCAGUGCUGGACAAAGUUCUGCAGAAAACGAUAAAAAAGCCUCUUCAUCAAAGAGUGACAAUCAAGGGAAACAACAAAGUUUGAAAUAUUUUCAAAGUGAUAGACAUGAAAAUAAACAAGCAGUGUGUUCAAGAUAUGAUAAGGGUAAAGAUUGUAGAAAGCCUUCUACCCUACAGGUACAGGCUGUAGGACACGGAGGACAAGUUCACACGUUAAUCUGUCCUGAAAGUCCCUCUAACAGAAGUAGGUCUCCAAGUCCUCAAAGGAGGGGUCAGAGGUCACCUAGUCCACAGCAGAGAGGCCCAGGGUCACUGAUAACCAAUCAGAAACAGCAAUCUAAACACAAUAAGAGUAACCGACUUGUGCGACCAUCAUCUGCCAACAUGUCAACCAGACAACUAACGUCGUCCAGGUCACGCAAGUCCAGUAACACAAAAGUUUGUUUUGAAGAUGACAAACCCCAACACGAGUCUAUCUUUGUACAAAAGGGGGAGGGUGAUGAGUUAUAUGUAGGAAUCCGAGAGGACCGGACUCUCACUUUUGAGGACAUCGAGGCUGAGCUGAGGGCGCUGCAGGAGGACAUUCAAGAGAGGCGAGUAACAGAGGAACACUGGGAUGUACUACAGGACGACAGCAGUGAGGACGGUAGUGAUGUCAGCACUGUGGUGGAGGAUAGGAUCAACCAAUCAGAUGAUAAUUUACUGGGUCUGAGUCAAUCAGAGGAGGAUCUGCUGGCAGACAUCAGGGGUGAUGAGGUGGUGGUGGACGAGGCUGUGGUGGACGAGGAUGUCCAGCAGGAUUGUUGGGGAGACUACUCCAGCCUGUUAGAUAUUUACAGGAGAAAGUGUAUGGAUGUUAGUGAGAACUGUGGUCAAAUCAGUAACAAACUGACCACUCCACGUAGGUCAAAGGUCAAACGGCGCUGUCAUAGUGCUGGUAGGGAUUCACUGACAAGUGACAGUUUAAAACGCAAAGGUAGCUGUCAGUCUGUGUACACAUUGGAUAGUGGGAAGGGUGAGAGUUGUGAGGGGACCACAAGAGAUGACAGUGCAGUCGGUCUGUCUCAUGCUACCUCUAACCUCACACUGGACAGUGGCCUCGGCAAUAGUGAAAUAAAUGACCAGCCACACCUAGACAAUAUCAAAGAGGUGAAAAACUCCUGUGUGAUGGAUGGACAAGUGCUGUCUGGUCCUGGGGAGCAAUCCAUGAAAGAAAUGGUGCCUCCAUUGGUACUCCACUCUGCACCACAAGUGGAGCCACAGGAAACUGAGCUUGUAGAGGAUGUGGAUGAAGAUCAGACAGUUGUGGACACAAAGAAACUGUUGGAGAUUGUAUGUGAUGAACUGGUCACACACCAGGAAAAACUGAAGGAGGAUGCCGAUAUGCCACCUAUACCUAAAGUUGAGCCUGUACCACCAAAAGAAGACCUGAAGAUUGUAGCCGAGGUGAAGACAUUGAACAAACAGAAGAAGAAGAAGCAGGCACGUAGUGGUCCCAUCGCUCCGUUUGCCCCAGUUUGUUUUGAGGUCAAUGCCAGACCACCGAAAGGCUACCUGUAUUAUUUUGCCUAUGGGACAGAGAUGAGUCUAUCCAGACUGACCACCUACAUAAAGAGAGAGCCACAACGUUACUGGGGUCUUUUAUUUGGAUUCCAGCUGGUGUUCAAUAAGAAAGGUGCUGACCUAGAGGCAGGAGGUUUUGCCAACAUAGAGUUUAAUCCCUACUCCUCUGUGGAAGGGUGUGUCUACCCAAUUACACAACAGGAACUGCUUCUACUGGACAAGCAUGUUGGCUAUCCUCAGCAUUAUGAACACCUUGUGACCCCUCUCUGGCUGAUGAACUCCCACGAAGACCCUAACGAGUAUGGUGUGGCUCAGUAUUGUGUACCUGCACUCACCUUCAUUGCCCAGGACAGGUGGAUAGAGACAGAAGAGAAGUUGGAUUACAGUGGUUCCCUGUCACAGUGUAUAAAGAAUUCUGACAUUGUUACCCCUGGUUACCAUGAUCACCUGACCAAUCUGGCCACCGUGAACAGUGGCAGAGAGCAGAUUGCUGCAGCCUAGUUCAAAAAUCCAGUCUUGAUAGUUCACUGGUAUUUUGGUGCAUAAAUAGAUAAAUUAAAUACCAGGCAGGUAUUCAAUACAAUUACAAAAACAGAAAGUUUUCCAUAUGUAUUUUAAACAGAAGUAUACAAGCAGUAUAUUACCUGUAGACUUGUCUACUAACAUGCUCGCUCAUCAAUAUUGGCAGUUGACACAGUGCCUUAUACACAGACCAAAUGACAUCUGUGUGGAAUGUCUGGAAGAUCAACGGGUUAAGUUGCGGACACCAAAUAGGUGAAUGCUAGGACAUCUCAAAAGAGUCAAGGACAUAGAAUCUUGUCUAAGUCAUGGACUUUAUACAAUAUCCUGUCAGCUUUCUGUCAGACCUGCUACACUAUACUGUAAACAGGAUGGCUGCUUAGAGAGGAGUGUCUUCCUCAAAACUAUUUGCUCAAUCUGAAUAUUUUGUGUAUUUCUAGUGCCCAGUAUUAACACCUGUCAGUAAGGUACAGACCACUGUACCUAUUUUUGUUACCAUAUCAUUUACUAAAAAUAUUGUCAAAAUAUCUCUUAUGUCAAGGCCAACGAUUAUCAUGUAUAAUAUAUUAAUGUUUACUAUAGUUUGAUAUUCAUGUUCCUGAAACAAAAUCUGCCCCAGAAUACAUAGUUACAAGGCAUUACCUCCUUUGUCAAUCUGGUGUCCAGGAGGUUAUGAAGGGUUGUCUCCCUUACGUGACUGAUGCGUCCGUAGUAGUAGUAUGUAUGUCCGUUAUAGAGAGAAGGUACUAAAUGGGAUGAUGUCGACGACAAAUUAUGUCUAUGACCACCAUAUCGUGUUGACUCAUUCCACUCGGUAUGGAUAAAGGUGUGACUAUGUUUUCUCAUUCCCCUACAUAUUUACGCAUUCUUUGAUAUUGAUAUUGUGCUUACAGAGUUAUAUCUAUUUAUAUAUACAGUAUUGUAAUACAUACCUCUCUUACUUCAAGUGUUGUGAUGUUAAUAAUCCUAUGUGUUGCUUGCUUGUUUUCUAUCAAAUCGAUGGACAUGGUGUAGACCGUUUCUAUAUGUAUAAGAAAGAAAGUCCUAAUAUGUUGAAAACUGAUAAUUAUUUAUUAAUAACAAAAUAUAUUAAUGUUUAAUUGAAAUAUACAUGUAAUUGUAUUGUUAUUAAUUACAUUUAAAAGAAAGUAGGUAUUUAACGUUAAAUGUUAUUAAGAGUUGUGUCCAUUUGGAUUAACGUGGAUCUGUGCUUUUUACUUGCUGUUUUGAUUAUUAAUUCCCUCCAUAAUUACCGUCUAUGCGGUAGUAAUCACGUGAGAUUUCCUCACCUCUACCGUCUAUGGCGGGAAUCACGUGAGGUUCCUCACCUCUACCGUCCAUGGCGGGAAUCACGUGAAGUAUUCCGCCUUAACCGUCUAUGGCGGGAAUCACGUGAGGUUCCUCACCUCUACCGUCUAAGGCGGGAAUCACGUGAUGUUCCCCGCCUUUACCAUCUAUGGCGGCAACCUCGUGAGGUUCGCCGCCUUUACCGUCUGUGGCGGCAACCACGUGAUGUUCCCCGCCUUUACAGUCUAUGACGGCAAUCACGUGAGGUUCGCCGCCUUUACCGUCUGUGGCGGCAACCACGUGAUGUUCCCCGCCUUUACAGUCUAUGACGGCAAUCACGUGAGGUUCUAUUUCCCUCCUUUGCUGUAUGACGGUUAAUACCUGAUACAUAAAGUCUGAUGUGAUAAUCACAUCCUAUUCCCCAUGAUCAUUUAUCCGUCCAGCCAGAUAUUAGUGUCAUUGUUAGUAGAUAUGAUUUAUUUUUGACAUUUACUUACUUUAAGAAAGUUUCAUAUACAAAUGUAACCAAUUUAUUUACACUGUUUACUUGUUUUUCUUAAAUAAAACGUUUUUGUUUUCUCUGCUUAAUUCAUUAGUUUACUUUUAUAUUUUCAUUGUUUCCUGCAAGUCUCGGGCGCAAUGACAUGAAACAAAUGAAGCAUAAUGGAAAAACUACCAGUAUUAAGUCACCAAACCACAAUCAAAAUAGUUUGUUUUAUUUAGAAGAUUCACAUAUAAUAUUAAGUGCAUGUAUGUGUUGGGCCCUUGAGGCGAACCAUUGUUUCCUUUGAGACACAUUUGGCCUGGAGUGUUGUCCUGUGUCUAUACAAGUGAAACUUUACGUGUACCUGCCUGCUUGUUGCAUCAAUCUGCACUAAACAUGUCAGUUAUACUGACGUUUUGGUGACAACUGUGAUUCGAACGUAAUAGCUGCCCGACUACUCACCAUACAGUUAUACAUGUAUACUUAUAGACAGAGAGGUCCCAUCAUACCAGUGUUGUAUCGGUAACGAACAUUUAUCACCAACCCCAUCACAGCAGGUAACUGACAAUUAUCAUCAACCCCAUCACACCAGGUAAUUAACGAUUAUCAUCAACCCCAUCACACCAGGUAACUGACAAUUAUCAUCAACCCCAUCACACCAGGUAAUUAACGAGUAUCAUCAACCCCAUCACACCAGGUAACUGACAAUUAUCAUCAACCCCAUCACACCAGGUAACUGACAAUUAUCAUCAACCCCAUCACACCAGGUAACUGACAAUUAUCAUCAACCCCAUCACACCAGGUAA